Messenger RNA from Staurois parvus, 390 nucleotides. NCBI's taxonomy places the organism in Eukaryota, Metazoa, Chordata, Amphibia, Anura, Ranidae. The record is from the annotation of a GenBank genome assembly.
CUUCAGUUUUGCACAGGUGUACCGGCUCCUCCCCUUAAGUCUUGCACAGGGGUACCGGCUCCUCCCCUUCAGUCUUGCACAGGCGUACUGGUUCCUCCUCUUCAGUCUUGUACAGGUGUACCAGCUCCUUCCCUUCAGUCUUGCACAGGUGUACCAGCUCCUCCCCUUCAGUCUUGCACAGGUGUACAGGUUCUUCCCCUUCAGUCUUGUACAGGUGUACUGGCUCCUCCCUUUCAGUCAUGCACAGGUGUACUGGCUCCUCCCUUUCCAUCUUGCACAGGUGUAUUUGUCUUGCACACAGAACCCAACGCGCGGGCUUUUAUUAGGGAGGUUUUUGGGGCACAGACAACAGUUCCUUUAGUCCACAGAUCCACACCAGACACAGUAACA